AUGUCACUUAUCCAAGCACAGCAGCAGCUGGUUGAAGAGAAGCAGCGUACCGCCGAAGCCGCCGAGGUAUUUGGGAAGGCACUUGACAAGGCCGACGCCGAGACCGCAACACUGCAGCGGCGCGUGCAACAGCUAGAGGACGAAUUAAAGCAGUCUUUAGAUGUUGGCAACGCAAGUAACCCAUCAGCACCCUCUGCACGACCCAAGAAGAAGAAAUCAGCAAAGAAGGAUCUCUCCGUUAUGGCGCAUCUGGGUAACCUGCAGGAGACGGAUGUCCUCACCGUUGCCGCGGUGGCCACCGGCGGCGGUGGCGAGGCGGAGCAGCAACGCUCGGCGCUGGCGAAGGCCGAGCGGGAACUUCAGGUGCUGCACCAGGAGAAUGUCCAGCUGAAGGAGCGGAUCGCAGCUCUCACAGAGGAGCUGCACAACGCCCACGACGACCUUGAGCUUGCCACGAGCGACGUGGAUAAGCAGACGGUGGGGCUGCGCGAGCAAAUCCGCUUCCUCGAGUUGCAGCUGAAGAACAGCCCGUCCGGGGCACAGGCGGCGGAGGCGCGGCUGCGGUCACUCGGCGAGGAGAACAGGCGGCUGCAGGCGGAACUCGAGUCGCUCGCGCAUUCGCUUCAGACGCCAACGGAAGCCACUAACGUGGCGGUGCAGCGGCUCAAGGAGGAGCUGCGGGCGCUCGCGAAGGAGCUUGUGCCGACAAAAAACAAACUCGUCGAGUACAUGGCGAUGGCUGACCGCCUGGGCAUCCAGUACCCGUUUUCGGCGGACAUGGAGGGGACCGCGGUGGUGCGGCUCAAGGCGAUGCACUUCGACACCAGGACGGGGCGCGUGAGGGCGUCUUCGGCACCGCGGCAGCUGUACGCAUCGGAUGGCCGCCACGGCCCGCCUGCUGCGAAGAAGACGACGACGACGCCCGGCGAGAAGAAGAAGAGGCGGAAGCGGCGUGAGGGUCAGUUUGAGGAUGGGGAUGACUUGCGGUAG
Trypanosoma grayi is the source of this 990-nucleotide messenger RNA. RefSeq lists its product as hypothetical. The transcript has a single exon. The record is from RefSeq and is a predicted model, not a curated record. Lineage: Eukaryota; Euglenozoa; Kinetoplastea; Trypanosomatida; Trypanosomatidae. The coding region runs from base 1 to 990 and encodes 329 amino acids.